Molecule: messenger RNA, 1977 nt
Organism: Cataglyphis hispanica
Lineage: Eukaryota; Metazoa; Arthropoda; Insecta; Hymenoptera; Formicidae
Product: retinoid-inducible serine carboxypeptidase-like
Exons: 9
Coding region: 105-1406 (433 amino acids)
Biological process (GO): proteolysis
Molecular function (GO): serine-type carboxypeptidase activity
Source: RefSeq, a predicted model, not a curated record
AUAAAAGACAUAUUUAUAUGGUACAUGUAUGCUUUGUGUGUAUCACAAUAUGAUUUCAAUGGUUAGUAUUCGAAAAGCUUGAGCCGCGGAAACACGAGAAGACGAUGGAGCGACAACUUAUUUGCAUUUUCACUAUAUUGUGCUUUAUUUCUGCAAGUAUUGGAAGAACAGGAUUCGGUCCCGGAGAACAAGAAUGGGGCUAUGUUCAAGUACGUCCCUACGCAAACAUGUUCUGGUGGCUUUAUUAUACUACGGCAGAUGUUAAAUCAUAUUACGACAAACCGCUAAUCAUCUGGUUACAAGGUGGACCAGGCGCAUCUUCGACCGCAUAUGGAAACUUCGAAGAAUUAGGGCCUCUUGAUGUCGAUUUAAAACCGAGAAACUACACUUGGGUCAAAAAUUACAAUCUUCUCUUUAUUGAUAAUCCCGUUGGCACUGGCUUUAGUAACGUUGAAAAUAAAUCGUCAUUCGUAACGACAAAUGCUGAAAUCGCGAGCGAUCUUUUAGAAUGCAUUCGAGGAUUCUACACCCAAUUACCGCAAUUUAAACCUGUCGCAACGUAUAUCACCACUGAAUCAUAUGGUGGAAAAAUGGGCGCGGAAUUUGCGCUUGUUUGGGAUCGAGCUCAAAGAGCUGGCACUAUUGAAAGUAAUUUAAAAGGGGUUGCACUUGGAGACGCUUGGAUUUCUCCUGUCGACUCUGUAUUGACAUGGGCACCAUAUUUACUCAACAUGGGUAUGAUUGAUACGAAAGAUUUUUACGAAAUUGACGCUGCGGCAAACGAUACAAGAAAUAAAAUAGAAACAGGCCAGUGGCUAGAGGCGCUUAUUGAUUUUUCUUUUACGCAAAGUCUCAUUUUAGAAAAAACUUGCAACAUUGACUUUUAUAAUAUUUUGACAAAAAGGAAAUGUGAUCAUUUAUUGCCGCAAGAAUUAUUAUUCUUUAAUGAAGAAUCUCUAUAUCAAAAUUUUUUCAAAGAAACUCAGUCACUUGAUACUUUGAUGAAUGGUCCAGUAAAAGAAGCGCUUGGUCUUAACGUCACUCAUGGUAGUCAAUCUCGCAUAGUUCGCGCUCGCUUAAUGAACGAAAUUAUGAAGCCUGUUACUAAUAUAGUGGAACAAUUACUUAAUGAAACUAAGUUGAAUGUAUUCGUAUACAAUGGGCAAUUGGAUUUAAUUACCGAUACACCGGGCACUCUUCAUUGGGUAGAAAAACUAGAUUGGACACAGCAGUGGAAAUGGUUGCCGAGAGAGCCGCUCCUCUCUAAAGACGGCUAUCUCGAGGGUUUCUCGAAAACUUUAGAUAAGUUUUGUAUGUAUUGGGUGAACAGAGCCGGACAUAUGGUUCCGAGAGACAAUCCAACAGCUAUGGAAAUAAUACUAAAGAAUUUGACAAGCAACGCAUGAAAUUAAACAAAAGCAAAAACUAGCUUUUAUAUUUGUAAAUAUAAAAACUAAAUGUAUAAUUUUGGUAAUGUUACACUCAAAUUAUUAAAAUUGUUUUAUCCGUUUUUUAUAAAAUUAAAAAAGAGAAACAAUUAAAAUAUUUAUGAAUUUCUAGUGCAAAUUAUGCAAAUGUUAAAGAACAAUUCUGAUAAUAUUAUCAUAUGCUAAAUUAAAAUUGUUGUAUAAUUUAUAUUAUAUAAUUGACAAGUUUUGUAUUUUAAUGUAUAAUCAUUUGUAUGUGCCUAAUUUACAUUUCUUCCAAUUUUUUAUCUAUUAAACAUAUUGUUAAUAAAAAUGAUUUGUAUUUGAUAGCGCAUAAACAUAUGUAUAAAUUUCUGAUUAAAAUAUACGUUUAAUCAACAUAAAUAAUAUUUUAUUAAAUUAUAUAUCUCUGCAUCAAUCGUAAAUAAUAUCGGUUAAAAAGGAAGCGUCCGAGAAAUCGUUCGGCUCCGAAAAUAAUUAUCGCAACACUGUAUGUAUAAAUUUCGCCAACAAUUAAUUAAAAAGAAAAAAGUCAAAUAAAAUAAAAUAU